Arabidopsis thaliana (thale cress) is the source of this 2042-nucleotide messenger RNA. RefSeq names its product Major facilitator superfamily protein. Gene Ontology annotation, cellular component: membrane. Gene Ontology annotation, biological process: transmembrane transport; proton transmembrane transport; carbohydrate transmembrane transport. The coding region runs from base 35 to 1561 and encodes 508 amino acids. The record is from RefSeq and is marked reviewed. Gene Ontology annotation, molecular function: transmembrane transporter activity; carbohydrate transmembrane transporter activity; carbohydrate:proton symporter activity. Lineage: Eukaryota; Viridiplantae; Streptophyta; Magnoliopsida; Brassicales; Brassicaceae. The transcript has 2 exons.
CCAAAAAAAAAAAAAGAGAAGAAAAAGACUCAACAUGGUUCAUGCUGAUGGUCAUAAUUUUCCCGGUUCGGAUCCAAACCCUCAUAUGAACAAGUUCGCUUUCGGGUGUGCCAUUGUUGCUUCCAUCAUUUCUAUCAUCUUUGGAUAUGAUACGGGAGUUAUGAGCGGAGCUCAGAUAUUUAUAAGAGAUGAUCUAAAAAUAAACGACACUCAGAUUGAAGUUUUGGCCGGAAUCUUGAAUCUUUGUGCACUCGUCGGAUCACUAACGGCGGGGAAAACGUCUGACGUCAUCGGCCGACGUUACACCAUAGCUCUCUCCGCCGUGAUAUUCUUAGUGGGCUCAGUUCUUAUGGGUUACGGCCCAAACUAUCCUGUUUUGAUGGUCGGACGAUGUAUUGCCGGAGUUGGUGUAGGGUUUGCUCUCAUGAUAGCUCCGGUUUACUCUGCCGAGAUAUCCUCUGCGUCACAUAGAGGCUUUCUCACUUCUCUACCUGAGCUUUGUAUUAGUCUUGGGAUUUUACUAGGCUAUGUCUCGAAUUACUGUUUUGGGAAACUGACGUUGAAACUUGGAUGGAGAUUGAUGCUUGGAAUCGCAGCGUUCCCGUCUUUGAUAUUGGCUUUUGGGAUUACAAGAAUGCCCGAGUCGCCGAGGUGGCUUGUGAUGCAAGGUAGGUUAGAAGAAGCCAAGAAAAUAAUGGUUUUGGUAUCCAAUACGGAAGAAGAAGCUGAAGAACGGUUCAGAGACAUCUUAACCGCUGCGGAAGUAGAUGUGACAGAGAUAAAAGAAGUUGGUGGCGGCGUUAAGAAGAAGAAUCACGGUAAAAGUGUUUGGAGGGAGUUGGUGAUAAAACCGCGACCUGCGGUGCGUUUGAUCUUGAUAGCGGCCGUUGGGAUACACUUUUUCGAGCAUGCGACGGGGAUUGAGGCCGUCGUGUUGUACAGCCCGAGAAUUUUCAAGAAAGCCGGAGUUGUUUCGAAAGACAAGCUCUUACUAGCCACGGUCGGUGUAGGUUUAACUAAGGCCUUUUUCAUAAUAAUAGCCACUUUCUUGCUCGACAAGGUAGGUCGUAGAAAGCUCCUGUUGACCAGUACGGGUGGGAUGGUCUUCGCAUUGACCAGUUUAGCGGUUAGUCUCACGAUGGUUCAGCGAUUUGGGCGGUUAGCGUGGGCAUUGAGUUUAAGCAUCGUCUCUACGUAUGCAUUUGUAGCUUUUUUCUCCAUAGGGCUUGGACCUAUCACAUGGGUGUACAGCUCCGAGAUAUUCCCGUUGAGACUUAGGGCUCAGGGAGCGAGUAUAGGUGUUGCGGUUAAUAGGAUCAUGAACGCGACGGUCUCAAUGAGUUUUCUGUCGAUGACGAAGGCGAUCACGACAGGGGGCGUGUUCUUCGUAUUCGCCGGAAUAGCGGUGGCGGCAUGGUGGUUCUUCUUCUUUAUGUUGCCGGAGACGAAAGGAUUGCCAUUGGAGGAGAUGGAGAAGCUUUUUGGUGGUGGGGGUCCUCGUGGUGAUCGUGACGGACUUGAGAUUCAAACUAAAACCAUCUCUAUUGGGGGUUUCUCAUAAGAGUUUCUCACAAUUAAAAAAAUAAAAAUAAUAAAAAUGAAGGAGAGAGAGUGUAGAAAGAUUCUCAGAAACUUUGAGAUACUCUCUACAACCCAUCAUGACAAUUCGCUUCUCACUAUUGGUUCAACUUUUUAACAAAAAUAUUUUUUUAAUCAAAAAUUCAAAUUAUAAUAUAAUAUUAAUUUUUUUUUGUUUGAGAAACUUUGUGGGUUUCUCAUGGAUGGAGAUGCCCUUAGAGAGUCAAUAAUUAGGUUAGAUUAUCAUGGCUAUGUAGAAUAAUUUUUAAAUCCAACAUGAUUUGGCAUAUCUAUUAUAAGGUGUGAUUUUUUGUAAAGGACAAAGUAUGAUUUUUAUAUUCAUCCCUUUUUACUGUAGCUAAUGAGAAUCUACAACCUAAUAAAAAACAAUAACAAUUAUUUAAUUAUAAAAUCUAAUAGUUCACCAAAACAAAAUCAUAUAUCGGUUUGGAUUUAUAAGAGAG